Messenger RNA from Exophiala mesophila, 1827 nucleotides. RefSeq lists its product as uncharacterized. Gene Ontology annotation, molecular function: ATP binding; ATP hydrolysis activity. Gene Ontology annotation, biological process: mitochondrial respiratory chain complex III assembly; protein insertion into mitochondrial inner membrane from matrix. The transcript has 2 exons. Lineage: Eukaryota; Fungi; Ascomycota; Eurotiomycetes; Chaetothyriales; Herpotrichiellaceae. Gene Ontology annotation, cellular component: mitochondrial inner membrane. The record is from RefSeq and is a predicted model, not a curated record. The coding region runs from base 55 to 1641 and encodes 528 amino acids.
GGAUUGAAUUAGAGCCAACACAACUCCAGCUAUUGCCUGAGCUACUCAAGGGUAAUGCCAGGUGAUAAUGGGGUGCCUGAAGUCGCAUCAACCCUCUCUGCGACAGACUUAGCCCCAUCACCGGUCGGACAUGAUCCAGCUCAGCAAAGACUCGACCUUGCACGCCAAUUGACUUCAGUUGGUAAUUCUGGAGAUGGGAGUAUCCUGUCGCAAUUGACCAGCAAUCCCUUCUUCACUGCGGGAUUCGGUCUCGCAGGCCUAGGUGCACUCGCAGCUUUCGGUCAAAGAGGUCUUCGUCAUGGCGCAGCUCUCAUGCGCCGACGCCUCCUCGUCGAUGUCGAAAUCAGUGUUCGAGACGAUUCAUACCCCUGGUUUCUCUAUUGGAUGACCCUUCACGAACGAAGCAAAUUAUCCAGCGAAGCAGCCCAACAUGUGUUGAAGAACGGCCAAGCAGGUCAAAAGGUGGGAGUGGUUGAAUCUAUACUCCAACGCCUAACUCCGGGUAUGCGCCAUCUCUCCAUUGAGACCGAGAAACGCGAACUUCCCAACGGUGCCAUUCAUACAAAUUUUGCCCUCAUCCCUGGUCCAGGUCGACAUGUCAUUCGCUACAAUGGCGCAUGGAUCUUGGUUAAUCGACAACGAGAGUCGAAACAGUUUUCCAUGGAUGGUAAACCGUGGGAGACAGUUACCUUGACAACCCUAUAUUCUCAUCGCCAUAUCUUUGAGACGCUUUUCCGAGAGGCUCAUGAUCUAGCUACACAAUCUGUUCAAGGAAAGACAGUCAUCUAUACUGCAUGGGGUACCAAGUGGGAGAAAUUCGGCCAUCCGCGGUCAAAGAGACCGUUAGACUCGGUCAUCCUCGACAAAGGCGUGAAAGAGCGAAUUGUCACCGAUGUCCAAGAUUUCAUAUCUUCUUCCAAAUGGUACUACGAACGUGGUAUUCCCUACCGCCGUGGAUAUCUCCUCUAUGGUCCACCAGGCACGGGCAAGUCUAGUUUCAUCCAGGCUGUCGCAGGCCAUUUGAACUACGACAUUGCCAUGCUCAAUCUGUCUGAACGAGGCCUGACCGAUGACCGACUGAACCAUCUCCUCACCGUCAUUCCUCAAAGGACUCUUGUACUGUUAGAAGAUGUCGACGCCGCGUUCGCCAACCGUCGCCAAGUCGAAGCUGACGGCUACCAAGGCGCGAAUGUGACUUUCUCCGGUUUACUCAAUGCUCUCGAUGGAGUGGGAAGUGCAGAAGAACGAAUCAUUUUUCUCACGACCAACCACGUGGAUCGUCUAGAUGAAGCUCUCGUUCGACCCGGUCGAGUCGAUAUGACGGUUCGUCUGGGUGAGGCAACGGUAUACCAGAUUGAGCAACUAUGGGACCGAUUCUAUACCGAUGUCGACCCCAACGGAGAGGCAAAGACGCGGUUCCUGGACAAAUUGCGCCAGGUAGGCGUGCUAGCGCCUGAAGAUACCCCCGGAGCUGCUGGGCGCGUCAGCCAGACGAGCAUGGCGGCCUUGCAGGGUCUGUUCUUGUAUAACAAGGGAAAUCCUCAGGGUGCAGUCGACAUGGCGUGGCAAUUGGCACCGGGCGAACUGCCGAGUCAAAUUAUGAAUGAGGCAGAGGCUGAUGUUCAAGGCAGUCGGUCGUAACCUUUGUCACGAUCACGAGAUGCUCCUAGGUCUGCGGCUAGUUAGGCAUGGUUGUGGAGGACAUAUAUGGCGGUCAAUGUGUUGGUACAAUAGGUGCUAGCAGCCUGUAUAACAUGUACAAAACUAUAUUAAAGCAUCAUAUCAACUCAAGAGACGAUGGAACCAUCCUAUUUACUUACAUCAGCU